Molecule: messenger RNA, 195 nt
Organism: Malassezia globosa CBS 7966
Lineage: Eukaryota; Fungi; Basidiomycota; Malasseziomycetes; Malasseziales; Malasseziaceae
Exons: 2
Coding region: 1-195 (64 amino acids)
Biological process (GO): proton motive force-driven ATP synthesis
Molecular function (GO): proton-transporting ATP synthase activity, rotational mechanism
Source: RefSeq, a predicted model, not a curated record
AUGGCAUUCUUCGGUUUCCGUGCAUACCCAACGCCUAUUCUGAAGCCCCUGUGGCCUUUCUUCGCCUCGUCGGCUAUUGUGUACUACUGCGUUAGCAAGAUGCAGUACGCAGGUGUGCGCUCGAGCGAGUACGCAAAGGACCCUAAGAACCCGUACCUCAAGCAAAUUGCUCAAGAGUCCAAGUUGGGUCAUUAA